AUGGUUGCUGACGAUGCUUACUACUUAACUCCGCACGAAGCGGCUUUGGCUGUUGUUGCUACGGCUAUGAAGAAAGCCAGACUACAGAUUGGCACGUUGACUUUGAACUCACUGCUUGGUGGAAUUCUGUUCAGUGCCGGAUCUAUCAUGGCAGUUGCAGCACAUUCAGAGAAUCCCACUCUUAUGCGAGAUAAUCCCGGGCUUGCAGACUCUUUUUCCGGUGUGCUGUUUGGGAUUGGGCUUUUUUACGUGGUUAUUAUGGGUGCGGAUCUUUACAAUUCGAAUAUUCUGUUCUUUUCAGUGGGACUGCUGCGAAGGGCUGUUUCCGUGUACGAUUUGGUAGUCUCCUGGUUUGUGAGCCUGCUGGGUAACUUGGCAGGCUCGUUAUUUGUGUCGUAUCUGUUCUGCCAUGUUUCGAAAGUCAGCUCGUCCGAGCUAUGGAAAACUGGAUCACGCAACUUGGUUGAGAGCAAGGCCAGCUUUUCCUUCAUGGAGACGUUUCUAAAGGGAAUAGCGGGGAAUUUUUUCGUUUGUCUGGCGAUUUAUCUUCAACUGAUGGCCAAACCAAUACACGUCAGGCUAAUUCUAAUUAUUUUGCCGGUCUUUACGUUUGUUUCUUGUGGCUUCACACAUGUCGUUGCCGAUAUGGCUCUCUCUUUCAUUGGGAUGCUGAAUGGUGCCGACGUCUCUGUUGGCGAGUACAUUUGGAAACUGCUUAUUCCUGCAGCGGUGGGCAAUGCCAUCGGUGGCUCUGCUUUCGGUCUGGUUGUGCCAUUCUACUUGCAUCUCGUUGUUGUCGAGAAUGAUAGGAAAAAACUAUCUUUACCGGAGUAUGACGCUCGAGAUGAACAACCUGAAUUAAACACUGAUUCCAGAGUGGUAAGGGUUUCACCCUUGGAGGAGAAGGAAGAAGAGUUGGAAAAUGAGGAGGAAGAGGAGUCUGAAAGCCUUGGGAAGCGAGAAACAGAUGUACCCGAUGGUUCAGGUGGGGAUUCCUCUGAUAUUGGCACAUCGCUGUCCCCACAAAGGUCGCUCAAUUCGGAUGAAUCUUCUCUGCGCGAGUACUCUCACUCAUACCAUGGAACUCCUGCAUUGAGAACCGUCAGUUUGAAGUCAGUCACCAGCCGGCGCUCGUCUCGCUCACUACGUUCGGUCGGCGCUCGAUCUCCACCAGGCGUCUUCCCAGUGAGAGGCAUGAGAGAGCCUCUAGGAAGAGAGAGAACCAUUGAGAACCCAUAUUUCGACGCUCUUGAAGAGCCCUUGGACGAAUCACACGAGCACGAACGGAAGAAGGUAGGCUGGCAAGGAUCGCUUUCGCCUCCGGCAAAGAGCAUAGAUGCUAAAAGAUCUUCGAGCGGUUACAGUGUGCUGGAGGACAAGCCUGGGGCAAAGCUGGAGAAAGCAAUAACAAAGUUGGUAGAAAACUCGCACAGGACCAAGACACUUGGUCAAUUACCAAGAACUACUCAAGAAACCUUCCCACAUAAUAGGCCCGAUCUGAGCCCAUCGUACACCGCAGCUAUUGCUGAAAUACCAAGGUGGCAUAGAACGGGCAAGCAUGAGGGGUUAUCCAGGCAGAUAAGGAGCAGUGAGACCACAACAGAUUCCUCCUCAAUUGAGAGAUCGCUAAGGCGUGCCGAGAUUAAUCAUAUUGCUGCUGUGGCAGCAAACUCAGUCGCCGGCGUAGCCGACUUUGACACUUUAGAUUUUCCAGUCUCUCAUUCACCAAGGACGCUCCAUAGAACCCGUCUGCGGCCUCCCCCAGAGCAAUUCGAAGGUUCGAUCAAGGAUGAAGCUUCAAUGAAAGCGAAUUCGGUCUCAAUCGGUGUACUGCAGAAUGACAGUAACAACGGUCAACAGUCGAUCCAGCGAAUAACAUGA
Molecule: messenger RNA, 1881 nt
Organism: Torulaspora globosa
Lineage: Eukaryota; Fungi; Ascomycota; Saccharomycetes; Saccharomycetales; Saccharomycetaceae
Exons: 1
Coding region: 1-1881 (626 amino acids)
Biological process (GO): transmembrane transport; nitrite transport
Cellular component (GO): membrane
Molecular function (GO): high-affinity secondary active nitrite transmembrane transporter activity
Source: RefSeq, a predicted model, not a curated record